Aedes aegypti (yellow fever mosquito) is the source of this 1231-nucleotide messenger RNA. RefSeq names its product high affinity copper uptake protein 1 (gene Ctr1B). The coding region runs from base 541 to 993 and encodes 150 amino acids. The record is from RefSeq and is a predicted model, not a curated record. NCBI's taxonomy places the organism in Eukaryota, Metazoa, Arthropoda, Insecta, Diptera, Culicidae. Gene Ontology annotation, biological process: copper ion transmembrane transport. The transcript is spliced from 3 exons. Gene Ontology annotation, cellular component: membrane. Gene Ontology annotation, molecular function: copper ion transmembrane transporter activity.
CGAUUGGCGAAAGCGGGGUAGCUAAAAUUGACACCCGAUUGGAACCGGUCUGACGCUAUUGAACCUGUACAGAUUUUGGUGAGAUCCCAACUUCGGUCGAACUUCCUUAUCCAGUUAUCGAGUUUGAGUGCGUUAUCUACCGUUCCGGACUGGCCCGAUAAGGUAUCCAAAUUGUCCCAAUCGAGGCGAAUAUCGGAUUUGGCUCUUUCUCGAGCUUACAUUGUAGCACAUUGUAGAUAGGUGCUUGGCCCGAAGUUCACUGAUAACGAACGAACAGAAGAGCCCUUCGGGGACCCUGCUGAUAAGUAGAAGAAGAAAGUCUUGAGACGGGUCGUUUUGAAUGGGCUUAUCAUCAAUUAUCUUCGUCGUCGACGAUUGGCUUCGUAAUUCCGAUACAGGUGUCCGCGCCUCGAAUCGCACAUAUCAGUCAUAUAAAACCAUGCAACGGCCGAGGGCGGUAUCCCAGUAGGCCACUCGUUCGGAUAGGGUUUGUUCUGUGCGCGCGCGACUUCGUUUCCUUGACUACCCCGAAGUUCUAAGAUGGAUCACAACCAUGGAGGACCUGAUGACAUGGAGAUGCUCUGUCCGAUGAAGAUGUCGUUUCACGGAGGAACCUGCGAGGUGAUUCUGUUUCCGUCAUGGGCCACCACCAAAACGGGACAGUUUGUGGGGGCGUGGAUCGGAUUCUUCCUGAUGGCCCUGCUGUACGAGGGGCUGAAAUUCUACCGGGAGAUUCUGGCCCAGAAGGAGGCGGAAAAGCACUGUUCACCGGGAACCAAGCGAUCCAUGAGACACUUUAUGACCGAUAAGCUGCACAUUCUGCAAUCGCUUCUGCACCUGAUCCAGGUUUCCGUUUCCUACAUACUGAUGUUGAUUGUGAUGCUGUUCAACUUGUGGCUCUGUUUGGCCAUAGUUUCCGGGGCGGCAGUUGGAUACUACUUCUUCGGGUGGAUUCGCCGGAGCAAGAUGGAUCCGAACGAGUGCUGCAAUUGACUGUUGGAUGGCGAUGAUGGAUUGGAACAGUUCGACUACUGACUGAUGUUUGCCCGCUAGAGUUAAGUACAGCGCCGAUUGCUAGUGACAGCAAUCGAUUGAGAUGUAACCUCCACUUGUAGAAAAGUAAGAAAUUGAAAACUUUGUUGUAUAGUACGUAUGACAUAGUGUUUAGAGAAUGUUUGGUAGCUAGGAAUUAAAGAAAUAAAUUGUACAUAUGUAAAUAGCAUCGCAAUAA